Messenger RNA from Blepharisma stoltei, 933 nucleotides. Lineage: Eukaryota; Ciliophora; Heterotrichea; Heterotrichida; Blepharismidae. The record is from the annotation of a GenBank genome assembly.
AUGUUUAAUAAAAGCAAUAGAAGUGCCAUGACAAGACAGAAAACAGAUAAGCCCAAUAAAUCAAUUAUUUGAAACACUUUCUUUAUUUUCUUUACGAUUAUUACUACAGGAUCUUUCCUCGGAUUUUUGGUUGAUAUUUAUUAUAUGAGCCCAAAAAUUUUAAUGAAAGAGUUAGAUAUGAACAAUUUGACUGGCCCGAAGUGGUAUAUGCAGAACUGCCUCGCAUUUGCAUGGAUCUUUAAAAUAUUGUCUGUCACCAAUCUUAUGCUGAAUAAAUCAGAAUUAAGUAGAGAAUUUUUUCCAAUAAUUAAAGAUAUUGGAGUUACUAUUGCAUUCUGACUGGAAUAUUACAUUUCGUUAACUCACUCCUCCAUUAGCGAACAAAAAAAAUUUUGUUCGCUUAUAGAGGGGGUUAAUUUUUUUUUUAUAAAAUUUAAAAAACCCAUUCGUAAAAAUUGGAAAACAAAAAUUUAAUUAAUUUGUAAAAUUUAUGUUUUAAAAUGCAAGAUUUUUAAAUUAAAACAGAAUUAGCUAGAGAUUUCAUUUACUGAUUAUUAAUUAUAUAUCAAAUUAAAAUUUUUUGUUCGCUCGCAGAGGGUAAAAAUAUGAAUUUUUCCAAUGAUUAUUUCGCUCACGGAGAGAGAAGUAAGGCUUUUUUCGCUUUCAGAUUAUACUUAUAAGCUUUCUGGCCACACUUUGAUUUUGACUUCUGUGACUUGCAUGAUAUUAGUUGAAGCCCAAAGAAAUUUUUUAAUUACAGGGAAUAUUAAAGUGAAGAGAAUUGGCAAAUUAAUGAUGCUUUUGAAUAGCUAUAUUUUAUUUUGGACCAGCUUUGCAUAUCAUAGUUAUAUAGAGCUUUUAUCUGCAUUAAUGACUGGAAUUUUUACUGCUUGUGGAUUCCAUCUAUAUAUUAAUGAGUACUUAAAGAUAUAA